Molecule: messenger RNA, 2293 nt
Organism: Cornus florida
Lineage: Eukaryota; Viridiplantae; Streptophyta; Magnoliopsida; Cornales; Cornaceae
Product: protein TPX2
Exons: 18
Coding region: 435-2012 (525 amino acids)
Biological process (GO): activation of protein kinase activity; regulation of mitotic spindle organization; mitotic spindle assembly
Cellular component (GO): nuclear microtubule; mitotic spindle
Molecular function (GO): protein kinase activator activity; microtubule binding
Source: RefSeq, a predicted model, not a curated record
CUUUCAUAAAAUUGACAAUCUGAUCCCCAACCCUUUCUUUCUUUUCCCAACACCAAAACUCUCCACUCUCAACAAACCCUAGGGACACAAUCGUCAUAAAAUAAUUAAUAACGCUUCCACCAUAUUAUUUAUAUUACAAUAAAUGGGCCCCUUUCAUUCAAAUUUCAGAUCGUUCUAAAAGUCUAAACUACACCUCGGUGCCAUAAACAUAUCUCUCUCUCUCUCUCUCUCUCUCUCUCUCUCUAUAUAUAUAUAGUAUACUCAUAUAUCUAUAGGUUUUUCUAUCUUUCUUGGUACUGCGGGUUUGAACUCUCAGGGUUUUAGAGAUUUUAGAGAGAUAAAUUAGAGAGAGAGAGUGUGUGUGUGUUUGGAUGUUACUGCUGGCGUCUGUUUUGUUGGCCUGAGAGUGUUACAGUCCGGCAUUGUAGAGAGAUAUGGACGAAGAAAUGGAGGAGAGAAUUGAGCUUACCUUCACGGUUGUUGAAAUCGAUCUUGACUACGAGUUCGACGCCGCUCGGUACUUCGAUUUCAGCCGAGAAGAGUCACUCGCCGAGACUCGUGAAGCCGAGCUGUGGUUCGAAUCUGCUGGAAGCUAUCCACCUUCUCCUUUUGUAAUGAGGUUAGCUCAAAGAGAGAACAUCCUACUGGAAAAUGUAAAUGUCUCUCCGAAAACUAAAGAGGCAGAAAACACGACUCUGCCUGAUAAUGACUCUGAUGCUGGUCUGGACGAAACCUUUUCUAUAACGGAUGCUAACAGAAGAGAUAGUGAAGAAAUGGAUGAGGAAAUUUUCACCAACUUACGUAGUGGCAAUUUGCAAGCAUUUCAAAAUCAAUUUCACAUUCAACCCCAGCAAUUAACCACAGGUUCGACAUUUUAUAAUCACAUGAACAAAGAUGAUACAAAAGCUCAAACUAAGUCCAAUAUGAAGCCAUCUUUUCCAAGGACCUCAACUCUGAUGAAACCUACAGCAAGUCAGUUGGCAAAGCAAAAUCAACCACAUCAAGUGGCCAAUCCCAGGUUCGAGAAGUUGUUUGGAAACAAUGAGAGAAAUUCAAAUAAUCCGUGCGGGAUAGAGAUCCAAGCUGCUAAGAGACAAAAGCUUGAGGGAGGUCACUUACGGAAGGUUGGUGAUACAAAGCAACAAACAAAUUUGGUUCACAAAGCACCUAAAAGGGAUGGAACUGUUGAUGGAAAUUCUUUGCAUCCUAAGGUGAAGCUUACUAUUCCUAGAGAGCCUGACCUUGAAACAGCACAUAGGGCGCAAAGGAGAAGGCCAAAAAAUAGUACAGAAGCUGAACAUGUAACAUCAACAUCAACUGCUUGUAGAUUCAAAGCGCUUCCAUUGAAUAGAAAAAUUCUUGAGGCUCCUUCACUGGUACCCUCUAAAAGAAGCACCAUGCGGUUGCCUGAAACUCAAGUAUUUCACCUGAAAACAUCAGAGAGGGCUAUGCAACACACUUCUGCAAUUUCUUCAUCGUCAAUUUAUUCCAGUAAUUCUGAUAAGGUGUUUCACAAACCUAGCGCUAAUCCAAUUGCAGAAAGUGGAAAUGGAGGAUGCAGAAGAUCAAAUUUUGUGGAUGCUCCCAAGCAGCAGAAAAGUGAACCAGUUCACUACUUUAAAGCUCGUCCUCUCAACAGGAAGAUAUUUUUAAGUAAAGGAGAUAUUGGGGUUUUCCGGAAUAGCAAGAGAGAAAUCACAGUACCUAUGGAAUUCAAUUUUCAUACAGAGAAAAGGGUUCCGCAUAAUCCACCUAUAGAUCUUUUUAACAAGCUUUCUUUGACUGAACACCAACCGAAUGGUGGAUCUCAGCUAAAAUCGCUUCGGCCUACUUGUAUACCUACAAAGGGCUCAAAAGAGAAUAGAUUGGGUUCUUUCCAACAAGAACAUGAGAUAAAACAUUUGGUGAAAGAAAAACCACUUUCGUUUGGGGGAAAGCAAAUUCAGUUUGAGAAUGAUGGGGCUGAAGGUGGUCCCUUUUCUGGCAUGAACAGGAGUUUGGGCAUUCGCUAGAGUAAAGGGGGGCAAAAUUUCUAAAAGUGGUGUUUGCCAUUGACUUCAGGCUUCAAAUUUCUGCCAAUUGAUGGAAGAUUUGACAGAUAAUACUGAGUAGUGAUAAGUACAUAACAAAUGUCAAGCUCCUUUGCCUGUAUACAAGAUCACAAAAUCCACAUAUUAGCUUAAAAAUCAUUCUUUUAACUCCAAAAACUGACCUCACAAAAAAUUAUGUUAAUCUGUUUAUACACUGUAGCCUCAGUCAAAUUGUCAAUAUAUGUUAAAAGGCUAUUGUUGUA